This is a messenger RNA of Cooperia oncophora, 1347 nucleotides long. Lineage: Eukaryota; Metazoa; Nematoda; Chromadorea; Rhabditida; Trichostrongylidae. The record is from the annotation of a GenBank genome assembly.
AUGUUCACAGGGGAAGGCGACUCCCGUAACCUCUAUCAACAGCUAGUAGUUGACAGAUCUCUCGCUGUUAGUGAUUUCUUUGAAUCUAAAAGAUCUUCCCUGCUUUCCAAAUCGGAAGAUGUGAGGGAGACGGCGUUUUCUGAGUUGGUGGGCAACUUGCGUUCAUUUCCGGAUGAUUUUCUCUCCGAACAGCAAGUGAGACUCCUCUUGGAUUUCUUGCUUGGAAACCUGGAGACAUCUGCUGUCAUAGCGUCGUAUGCCAUUGAAGGCGUUCAUCAUCUGGUGCUCAAAAGCAAGAAUCUACCAGAAGCGUUUGAGACUGCAUUAGUGCAAACUAUGUUCAGAGACGGAAAUGUGCAGGGGUGGGAUCUCGAAAAGCGCCUGCUGCAAUAUGACAUCAUGGAAUGGCUGCUACUGCAUCGCUUGAAAGAAAUCAGUGUCCUGGGAUCGGAUUUCGUUCUGUCGUUCAUCAGAUCUGUCGGAGGAGAACGGCACCCGCGAUGUCUUCCUCAAGUCUUCAGAAUGUUUGUAAUGGUAGUGCGAUCUUUUUCAAUGGGGCCACUUGUUGAGGAUAUGUUCGAACUGGUCGCAUGCUAUUUUCCAGUUGAAUUCAAGCAGCCUUCUAGUGACGUACCAAUCACGCAAGAAUUGUUGGCUCAAGGGUGUCUGAGAUGCUUGACUGCUCACCCGGACUUUGGCCCUUUCUGUUAUAUGCUGAUGAGGAGAAAUUCCAGGGACGGAUUGAAUGCACCAGUGAGCAGAAACACGAGACCUAUAGAAGCAGCUCAUGUUUUCCGACCGGAAGAUAUCGUCGAUCAUCUUGAGCCUAUUCUAGGAGGAAUACGUGCCACUGGACUGAAUCCUAAAUAUCUUGAACCGUUUGUUCUUCAAGCCGAAAUGGGUCUUACUGAACGGGCACUGAGCCUGUUGCGUUGCGCUGCAAGUGAGGGACCAGCUAUUCGGAGCACGAUCUAUGAUCGCGUGAUUCCGUGGAUUCUUAUGCUUGUUCAGGGUGAUGUCGUCAACGCCAAAGCGAAUCGUCGGGAGGUUUUAGAAGAAGGGCUUCGUUGCCUCAUCAUCUGGACAAAGGAGAUUCAUGACAAUGGAUGUGACGAUGUGCUGCUCCGGUUUGAGUCUUCGUUGUUUGCUUCAUUAGAAGUUGCGAGAGAGAUAGCUCCUAACGAGGCCCUUGCUGCUCUGUACGAUUGUUCAGCGGUAUAUCUGAGAAUCGACAGUCUCCCAGUGGAUAUCCUUGAAAGAAUCAAGAAUGGAGCCCUAGUGUCUUGGAACACAAUGAAGAGCGAAACAGUGCAGUACGUGUGUUCCACUUCUUGUGGUAUUUCAUAG